GGCUGAGAGGACACCGAGAGGGAGGGGCAGGAGCUACCGACCGCUGGAGGAGGAAAGGGGUUGUGCUCUUGGCCGAGCGCGGAGAAAGGGGCGGAGCCUGCAAGCAGCGCGUGGAGGUGCCGAGCUCCUGGGACCGGCGGGCGCGCGGGCGUCUGUGGCCCUCGCCGUCCCAGUGGCCGCCGCCGUCGCUUGGUCGCCGUCGGUCUGCGGGAGGCGGGUUAUGGCGGCGGCGGCAGUGGGAGCUGUGAAUGAAUUCUCCGGGUGGACGAGGGAAGAAGAAAGGCUCCGGCGGCGGCAGCAGCCCGGUGCCUCCCAGGCCUCCGCCCCCCUGCCUGACCCCCGCCCGUCCCGCCCCCAGGCCGGCCCCCCCGCCCGAGUCGCAGCAUAAGCGGAACCUGUACUACUUCUCCUACCCGCUGUUCAUAGGCUUCGCGCUGCUGCGGUUCGUCGCCUUCCACCUGGGGCUCCUCUUCGUGUGGCUCUGCCAGCGCUUCUCCCGCGCCCUCAUGGCUGCCAAGAGGAGCUCCCGGGCCGCGCCGGCGCCGGCCUCGGCCUCGCCCCCGGCACCAGUGCCGGGCGGGGAGGCCGAGCGCGUCCGAGCCUUCCACAAACAGGCCUUCGAGUACAUCUCCGUUGCCCUGCGCAUCGAUGAGGACGAGAAAGCAGGACAAAAGGAGCAAGCUGUGGAAUGGUAUAAGAAAGGUAUUGAAGAACUAGAAAAAGGAAUAGCUGUCAUAGUUACAGGACAAGGUGAACAGUGUGAAAGAGCUAGACGCCUUCAAGCUAAAAUGAUGACUAAUUUGGUUAUGGCCAAGGACCGUUUACAACUUCUAGAGAAGCUGCAACCAGUUUUGCAAUUUUCCAAGUCCCAAACGGAUGUCUAUAAUGACAGUACUAACUUGACAUGCCGCAAUGGACAUCUCCAGUCAGAAAGUGGAGCUGUUCCGAAAAGAAAAGAUCCCUUGACACACACUAGUAAUUCACUGCCUCGUUCAAAAACAGUUAUGAAAACUGGAUCCACAGGUCUUUCAGGCCACCACAGAGCACCUAGUUGUAGUGGUUUAUCCAUGGUUUCUGGAGUGAGACAGGGACCUGGUCCUGCAGCUGGAACUCAUAAGAGUACACCAAAAACAAACAGAACAAAUAAACCUUCUACCCCUACAACUGCUGUUCGCAAAAAGAAAGACUUGAAGAAUUUUAGGAAUGUGGACAGCAACCUUGCUAACCUUAUAAUGAACGAAAUUGUGGACAAUGGAACAGCUGUUAAAUUUGAUGAUAUAGCUGGACAAGAGUUGGCAAAACAAGCCUUGCAAGAAAUUGUUAUUCUUCCUUCUCUAAGGCCUGAGUUGUUCACAGGGCUUAGAGCUCCUGCCAGAGGAUUGUUACUCUUUGGUCCACCUGGAAAUGGAAAAACAAUGUUGGCUAAAGCAGUAGCUGCAGAAUCCAAUGCAACCUUCUUCAACAUAAGUGCUGCAAGUUUAACUUCAAAAUAUGUGGGAGAAGGAGAGAAAUUGGUGAGAGCUCUUUUUGCUGUGGCUCGAGAACUUCAGCCUUCUAUAAUUUUUAUAGAUGAAGUUGAUAGCCUUUUGUGUGAAAGAAGAGAAGGAGAACAUGAUGCUAGUAGACGUCUAAAAACUGAAUUUCUAAUAGAGUUUGAUGGUGUACAAUCUGCUGGAGAUGACAGAGUGCUUGUAAUGGGUGCAACUAACAGGCCACAAGAGCUUGAUGAGGCUGUUCUCAGGCGUUUCAUCAAACGGGUAUAUGUGUCUUUGCCAAACGAGGAGACACGACUACUUUUACUUAAAAAUCUAUUAUGUAAACAAGGAAGCCCAUUGACCCAAAAAGAACUAGCACAACUUGCUAGAAUGACCGACGGAUAUUCAGGAAGUGAUCUAACAGCUUUGGCAAAAGAUGCAGCACUGGGUCCUAUCCGAGAACUGAAACCAGAACAAGUAAAGAAUAUGUCUGCCAGUGAGAUGAGAAAUAUUCGAUUAUCUGACUUCACUGAAUCCUUGAAAAAGAUAAAACGCAGCGUGAGCCCUCAAACCUUAGAAGCAUACAUACGUUGGAACAAGGACUUUGGCGAUACCACUGUUUAAGGAAAGACCUUCAUAAGCCUGCAGAACGUUUUUGCUUUCGAAGAGAGUAACACACCAUCUUCGUCGAAUAGUUAAUCAGCUACAGAAAUUCAACCUAAGUUUACAGGACUUUUCAGAGUCUUACAAUUACUUGUGCACCCCAGCAGAUGAACCAUACAACAAAUUUAAAUAAAAUAUACAAUGCAAAUGGAGUAUUCUGUUGAAGGCCUUCUUGCCUAUGUUGCUAGUUAUCCCAAUGGGCACUGUAAGUUAGAGCACAACAAAAACUGAUUCUGGUCUUCUUUACCAAUAUAAUCAUAAUGUAAAUAAUAAUUUGUAUAUUGUGUUGCAGAUGAAGGUAUUCCAGAGACAGUGAAUGGUAGAAGACACAAGCGCCUUUGGUUGUUUGUCUUCUGAUGUCUUUUCUUAAAAUAGUAAUUUUUCUAUUUUCCUUUCCUACUGUUGUCUUUACUACAGAUUAGAAUACCAAACACUCUAAGUUACUUUUUUUUUCUUCCCUCUUUACAAAUCCAGUGUGCCAAAUGAAACUUCUUCCUAUGUAACAGUAAAAGGAAAAAGUGUUUUGAAGGUUUUGUUUUUGUUUUUUUUCCAUCAAUCUACAGUCAGGAUACAAUUGCAUUUUCACCUUUCUGUUACCUUGCUGCCAAUUUAGAAAGCCAUUUGUUGAUAGCAACAAAGCAAAUCUAGUAAAAUAGAAAAGGAGAAGGUUAGAAGGUUUGAGUCACUCUGUCAUACAACGUGUAGAUCAAUCCUCGUGUGACCUGCAGUAUUUUUUUCUAAUAUAUUUGUCAGAAAUCUAUUGUAGACUGUUAAUUUAUUCCUAAUGGAGUUUAUUUUCUGCUAGAUUUAUUCUAAUAUUUAAGAAGGCCAAUUUUAACUGCCGUAAAAGUGGUUCCUGUGUGAGAGAAGGGAAGUACUGAGAGCUAAGACGUUUCUAAUUUAUUGCUCAUUGCUUUCUUACUGUUUACAGGAUAAUUAUAAGCCAGUGGAUCUACCAUCUUUUAUUCCUAAUAAUGAUUAAUCCCUUCAAUGAAACUUUAAAAAUUACUGAAUUUUUAUACAUUGCGUACAUUUUAUAGGUUUCUUGUGCUCACUUUGUUAACUAAAAAGUUAGUCUGUUAAUCUGCCUUUUGUUCCCCCAAAAAUGUACAGUAAUUCCGUUUCUUGUUUGUAUAAGUAUGCCUGGAUUUUAUUAUAAAACUGUCAUUGUAGGAAGUAGUGACUCAUAUCAUGGCUUUUUAAAUACUGUAAUAAAGGCAAAUGGAUAUUUGCCCUUAGUUUACUGGUUAAAA
Messenger RNA from Prionailurus viverrinus (fishing cat), 3391 nucleotides. RefSeq names its product spastin (gene SPAST). Gene Ontology annotation, cellular component: microtubule cytoskeleton. The coding region runs from base 249 to 2099 and encodes 616 amino acids. The transcript has 17 exons. Lineage: Eukaryota; Metazoa; Chordata; Mammalia; Carnivora; Felidae. The record is from RefSeq and is a predicted model, not a curated record. Gene Ontology annotation, molecular function: microtubule severing ATPase activity; ATP hydrolysis activity; ATP binding.